Pseudophryne corroboree (corroboree frog) is the source of this 1445-nucleotide messenger RNA. It is a transcript of the gene IQCG, whose product is annotated as IQ motif containing G. The record is from RefSeq and is a predicted model, not a curated record. Lineage: Eukaryota; Metazoa; Chordata; Amphibia; Anura; Myobatrachidae. Gene Ontology annotation, molecular function: protein binding. Gene Ontology annotation, biological process: sperm axoneme assembly; cilium organization. Gene Ontology annotation, cellular component: cytoplasm; sperm flagellum. The transcript is spliced from 10 exons. The coding region runs from base 154 to 1329 and encodes 391 amino acids.
GAUACUAAUUUAAGGACCCCAGGCUGCGUCUGGGUAUCCAUGGAAACCAAACGCGGCGGAAACAGCAUAUGAUUCCACCACCUGCGAGUGCCGGACAGCAUCCUCUUAUUCAGGAGGAUAAAGGUUACGGCUGGCCCCUUAGAGAACCAGAAGAUGGAGUCAUUUUCAAUGAUGGAUGUCCUGAGGGUGUGCACAGUGCUGGAGGACAGUCUGGAUCAGCUUUCCAUCCUAGGAUUUAUCAUGCCAGUCUCUUACCGUGGCCGAGGUGAUAUUGUUGGAAAUGAAAUUGGUAAAAUCUUGAAGACUCAGAGGCAACUGCAGGGAACGUUUGAGGAACUGAUUGGAAGCCGUGCGGAUGUCCAAUUGGCGCCACCUCCCAUGUCACAUAAGUUGCUACAUUUGAAAGAUCAGAUGCAUGAAACAAGUGAAAAGCUGAAAAUGAGCAAUGUACAGUUUCUGAAGGCUGUGAAGCAAAGUCCUUUAACUUCUGACAACCUAAAGAAGGUCCAGGCUGACAGACAAUUUGCAGCAGACAUCAUUGCUGAUAUGUUGAUUGAGCUGGAAACCUCAGGGUCAUUUCUGAGCCUACAGCGUGCCGUGGCCAUGGAGAAAGAGAAAAAAGCAAACUUCUACGACACAAUAGCAAGAGAACAAGAAGGAAGGAAGAAGAUAAAAGCUUUGCAGAAGCAGCUGCAGGAUGUCAGACUGGAGAAGAAAGUGGAGAUGCAGAGUCGUACUGAACUCAUCGCCCACCUCAAGGAUCAACUGCAGGAGAUGAAAGCCAAAACCAGCAUGGAAGGCAGGUAUGCAAAGAAGGACACAGAGCUGCAAGUGUCUCAGACACAGAGAAAAUGCAACAUAGUAGAGUCUGAUCUGCAGCUGGAGAUACAGAAAAUAAAAGAAAAGACAGAUGAGGAGAUAAGAGUGCACGUAGAGAUUGAAAAUUUCCUAAGGCAGCAUCAGCAGGAGUUGGAAGAGAAGUUGGAAUAUUGGAUGGAGAAGUAUGACAAAGACACAGAGGAGAAGCAGGCCGAACUGAAUGCUCUGAAGACUGCCAAAGUUAAUGACCUGACGCUGCUGCAGGAUCUUGCCAAACAAUAUACAGAGUAUGAGAAAGUGAUUAUUGAAGACCGUUUGGAGAAGGAGAAAGCCCAGCAGCAGAAGAAACAGAAAAAGUUGGAACUAGCAAGUGCAAUCAAGAUACAAGCCUGGUGGAGAGGCAUGAUGGUGCGAAAAGGCCUAGGACCUUACAAGAAGUCGAAAAGCAAAAAAGGGAAAGAAAAAGACAAAAAGGAUAAAGGCAAAAAAGGAGGCAAGAAGAAAAAGUGAUAUUACAAUACAAUACUUGGUGAAAACAACAUCAAAAGCCAUGCCCAAUAGAGGCUCUGAUCGAUCAACAUACACAUAAUGACGACUGUAAUAAAAACAUGCCUGUUUGUGGCCCA